Messenger RNA from Staurois parvus, 340 nucleotides. NCBI's taxonomy places the organism in Eukaryota, Metazoa, Chordata, Amphibia, Anura, Ranidae. The record is from the annotation of a GenBank genome assembly.
UCAUGCUGCUGCCAGGUCCAGAGUGUCUCAUGGGUCCCUGUACGGCCUCCCAUUGCUGCUGUCUCCAUCGCCACACUCUGCCAUGUGCCACUUUCAGGUCUCCUCACACUGCUGGUGUGUUCCAUUUUGUCAUAGGGUGCUGGCAGAUUACGGGCCUCCCAUUGCUGCUGCCAGGCCUGUAAUCUGCCAUGGGCCCCUGUACCGCCUCCUCAUGCUGCUGCCAGGUCCACAGUGUCUCAUGGGUCCCUGUACGGCCUCCCAUUGCUGCUGUCUCCAUCGCCACACUCUGCCAUGUGCCACUUUCAGGUCUCCUCACACUGCUGGUGUGUUCCAUUUUGUC